Terrapene triunguis (Three-toed box turtle) is the source of this 4029-nucleotide messenger RNA. It is a transcript of the gene IBTK, whose product is annotated as inhibitor of Bruton tyrosine kinase. NCBI's taxonomy places the organism in Eukaryota, Metazoa, Chordata, Testudines, Emydidae. The transcript is spliced from 26 exons. Gene Ontology annotation, cellular component: nucleoplasm; cytoplasm. The record is from RefSeq and is a predicted model, not a curated record. Gene Ontology annotation, molecular function: protein kinase binding; protein tyrosine kinase inhibitor activity. The coding region runs from base 347 to 3949 and encodes 1200 amino acids. Gene Ontology annotation, biological process: negative regulation of protein phosphorylation.
CCUUGCAAUUAUGGAGAUUUAGAAGAAUUAGACAGUGUGGAGGGGGAGCCCUCCUCCCCACUCCUUUGAUUCUUGGAAUUUUCUAUGGACAAUAACAAGAUUUUUGUUGUAUAAAAUGGAGAAAUAAGACUUUAAAAUAUAAAUUUAUAUUUAUAAAUAUUUAUAUUUUUUGAUUAAGUGCCAAGCAUAACUGCAUGAAGAUUCUCAUAGCUGCUGUAUAAAACUGAAUUUAAGUACUAGGAGUCAUGAAUUUCCUGCAGCACUGUAUUGUGUCAUAAAAAGGGAGUGCCUUAGCAUUCAUACUGGCUGCUCCUCUUAAUGAGGGAGCAGUUUCAGAAAGGUGAGAAUGAAUUCUAUCCUGCCUGACUGCACUCUGAAGUGUCAUUCCCUGCAGCAUGCUUUAGAUAUUAUUUCUGUAGUUACCAGAGGAAGUGAAGGCCAGAUCAAGGCCUUUCUCUCUUCUUACUGCUACAAUUCAGCAACCCUAAAGGAUACCUUUGGCAGGAAUGUCCUCCAUCUUGCUUCAUCCUGUGGUAAGAAAGGUGUGCUAGAUUGGCUGGCAGACACCAAAGGAGUGGAUUUAUUGGCAAAAGACAAGGAGUCUGGAUGGACAGCUUUGCACAGAGGCAUCUUUUAUGGACACAUCGACUGUGUUUGGUCAUUGCUGAAGCGUGGGGUUAGUUUAUACAUACAAGAUAAAGAAGGCUUAUCUGCCUUGGACCUUGUGAUGAAGGACAGACCAGCCUAUGUAGUAUUCAAGAAAACGGAUCCCACAGAUGUCUACACUUGGGGAAACAACAUAAAUUUUACCUUGGGUCAUGGUGGUCAACAGAGCAAACAUCAUCCUGAAUUGGUGGAUCUGUUUCCUAGAAAUGGAGUCUAUAUUAAACAGGUGGUGCUUUGUAAAUUUCAUUCGGUGUUCCUUUCCCAGAAAGGACAGAUUUACACUUGUGGACAUGGUCAAGGAGGACGCUUGGGUCAUGGUGAUGAACAAACAUACCUGGUUCCAAGACUUGUAGAAGGUCUAAUUGGCCAUCAGUGUUCCCAGGUAGCAGCAGCCAAGGAUCAUACUGUUGUUUUAACAGAAGAUGGAUAUGUUUACACCUUUGGCCUAAAUACUUACCAUCAACUGGGUAUUCUUCCUCCUCCUCCUCACUGCAGUGUUCCCAGACAGGUUCAGGCAAAAAAUCUGAAAGGUAGAAUGGUUAUUGGAGUGGCUGCAGGCAGAUUCCAUACAGUGCUAUGGACUAGAGAAGCUGUAUAUACCAUGGGACUGAAUGGUGGCCAGCUAGGAUAUUUGCUGGAUCCUAAUGGAGAGAAGUGUGUAACUGCUCCUCGCCAAGUCUCUGCUUUGCAUCAUAAGGACAUCACCGUGUCCUUAGUCGCUGCAAGUGAUGGUGCUACAGUAUGUGUUACUGAAAGAGGGGAUAUUUACUUGCUCACAGACUAUCAGUGCAAGAAGAUGGCUUCCAAACAGCUGAACCUAAAAAAGGUUCUUGUUAAUGGGGGAUAUUUGGAAUACAAGAUGGAUCCUCAGCAUCUCAAAGAAAAUGGGGGUCAAAAGACUUGCAUUCUUGCCCUGGAUGAAGCUGGACGAGUGUUUUGCUGGAAGUCAUCCAACAGUCCUAUGAAGCAGUGUCGAUGGGUCUAUGGCCGCCAAGUCUUCAUGUCUGAUGUUGCUUUAAAUAGGAAUGAAAUAAUGUUUGUCACACAGGAUGGUGACGCCUUUACAGGAAAGUGGGUAGAAGGAGAGAAAAAAACUUCUGAAAAGAAAGAGGUUGUAUCAAGUCUUCAGAAUUCCUCAUAUGAUGUGUCUUGUCACUAUGAUACAAACAGUGUAUAUGAAAGAAUUCGACUUGAGAAGCUUGCUUUUGUCCACAGAGGUGUUAGUGUUACCACAGAUCCUAAUGGAUGUAACUUUGCUGUUUUACAGUCAGAUCCUAAAACAAGCCUAUAUGAAAUUCCAAGUGUGUCAUCAUCAAGUUUCGUUGAGGAUUUUGGCAAAUUGUUAGGGGAAACAGAUGAAAUGGACAACAUCCAUGAUGUGACUUUUCAGAUCGGCAGUAGGAUGAUCCCUGCGCACAAAUACAUCUUGGCCAUGCGUUCUGACUUCUUCAGAAAGCUGUUCGUUUCAGAUGACAAUCGACUAGACUCUCCAGAUGUCUAUCGUAAAGAUGAAGAUGCUGUAGGAUGUGAUCUCUUUAUGAUAGAGAAGGUUCAUCAAGAUUUGUUUACAUACCUUCUGCAGUUCAUAUACAUGGACACUUGUGAUCUUUUGACUCAUGGUUACAAACCAAGAAUGUUGUAUAAGGAAAAAACAGAAGACUAUCAAGAUACCCUAAUUUCUAACCUUAAUAAAAUGAGUUUCAGUGGAGAUGUUAAUGGAAAGUCUGCAUUUGAGGUUUACAGAAGUAAUCAAGUGCAUGUAGUAAAUCAAAGAGAGAAGAACAAACCCAAGUCUUCUAAAAAAGGCAAAGUUGUUGGUGAAGAAGUAAACCCCAUAAAAAUGUUGCAAGGUGCUGCAAAGAAAUUUAGUCUCAGCAAUUUAAGUGUAAGAUUGGAUGGAGUUAAACUAGAAAAUGGAAAAAUUAAUGUUGUCAACAGGAAAAAUGGAAACAAACCAAAGUUAAACCCAAAAAAAUGUUCAUACCUCUGUGAUGUGACCAUGAAAUCUAUAGAUGGAAAGGAAUUCCCUUGUCACAAAUGUGUACUCUGUGCAAGACUUGACUACUUUCAUAGGAUGUUAAGCAGUUCUUGGAUUGAGGCAUCCUGUUGUGCAGCUCUGGAAAUGCCAAUCCAUUCUGACAUACUGCAGGUUAUCCUGGAUUACAUCUAUACAGAUGAAGCUCCUGCAAUAAAAGACUCUCAAAAUGUGGAAUUUAUUUGUAAUGUUCUGGUGGUAGCAGACCAACUCCUUGUAUCUCGAUUGAAAGAAAUGUGUGAAGUAGCCAUUACUGAAAAACUUACUUUAAAGAAUGCUGCUGAGCUGCUGGAGUUUUCAGCAACAUACAGUGCUGAACAGUUAAAACUAUCCUGCUUGCAGUUUAUAGGACUAAAUAUGGCAGCCUUGCUUGAAGCGAGGACUCUGGACGUCUUAAGUGAUGACGUUUUGAAGGACCUUUCUGUGUCUUACAGAAAAAUGAUUCCAGCUAUGGUCAGGAGAGUGAUUACUCCAUAUCAAGAUGGACCUGACAUCAGCUCUUUGGAGCCUGAUGACAGAGAAAACUUUGUCUUUUUGAAAGAAGAAAUGAAUACAGAACUAACAUCUCAGGAAGCUCUUCUCAAAAAGGCAAAAACGAAGGCUAAAAAGAAGCCACGAAGACGAUCGGACAGCUCUGGAGGAUAUAAUCUUUCAGAUAUUAUUCAGAGUCCACCCUCUACAGGUUUAAUAAAAUUGGAUAAGGUUAACUCUGUGGAGUCACUUCCAGAAUUGCUGACAUCUGAUUCCGAAGGUAGUUAUGCAGGAGUGAGUAGUCCCAGAGACUUACAAUCCCCUGACUUCACAACAGGAUUUCAAGCAGAUAAGACUGAGAUGAAAGACAAAAUGUAUGUUCAGAGUAUAAAUGCCCCACAUUCUAAUAAAGAGAUGAAAUUAUGUGAGGGAUCAUCAGCACUGAAACAGUCUGUUCCACAGUCCAUUCCCAGUAUUAAAAACAACUCUGCAAGCUCUCCAAGUUGGGUUGCUACCUCUUUCAGCCCUGCCAGCCCUCCUGCUGUGGAUCUAAGAACCAUCAUGGAACUUGAGGAAAAUAUGCAGAAGCGUGGAACUAUGCCAAAGACAAAUGCGGGUAAACCUGCUUCUCAUGGAAUCAAGCUUUCUCAGAAGCAAAGAAAAAUGAUUGCCAUGGCGGCUAAAGAUAAUGGCUCAGUUACGAACAGCCUGGAUGCUACUUCAAUUACAGCCACGCCACCCACACCUAUGAAAGUUACAAAACCAGGGAGUGCAUGAUGCACAAUCAAAGAAGAUGAUCAUGUUUCUGAUUUACUACAACUGGAGAGUCAGAAUCCGUGGUUAGUGACAUCCUUAAC